Messenger RNA from Glycine soja, 1249 nucleotides. RefSeq lists its product as uncharacterized. NCBI's taxonomy places the organism in Eukaryota, Viridiplantae, Streptophyta, Magnoliopsida, Fabales, Fabaceae. Gene Ontology annotation, cellular component: intracellular membrane-bounded organelle. Bases 657 to 995 code for a protein of 112 amino acids. The record is from RefSeq and is a predicted model, not a curated record. Gene Ontology annotation, molecular function: thiolester hydrolase activity. The transcript has 9 exons.
ACAUUCACACACCAUAGUCCAUAGAUUUUUAUUUACUAUGUAGUAAUCUUUUUCUGCUUUGCUCAAUAUUUUGCUUGUUUGGUUUUGGGAAAUUAGUUGCAUUUUCAAAUUCUGAGAAAAAAGAUGUCAUGGUUUAUUUAUCCUUUGGAAAGAAGAUGAGUGAUCUAGGUCAAGGUUACAACAUCCUGAGACUUUCUCAGGGAAAAUUUCUUGGUAGAGGAGCUGUGGAAUUUUGUGAUGGACCCACCUUAGUAAUCAAAGUGGAAAGAGAAUAAAAUCAACGGCCAAAAGGUUAGAUGCAGAGAAGUUUUACGUGACGGACAAGAGAGGAUUUUAGCUUAAUUACCUUUGCCAGCAAAGCAAAUAAACGCCAUCGACUGUUUAUCACACACCAUAGUCCAUAGAGUUUUAUCUGCUUGCUAUGUAGUAAUCUUUUUCUGACAACGAUUGACGGCGUGAGGAUAGUUUCCAAGGAAGCAAACAGAAUAUCCGUUUUUGAUAGUUUCCAAAAGGAAGGAAAGGAGUGCAGAGUCCAGCGUGAGCGUGGUAAAAAAGAAUGGCAAUUGGCAAGUUCCACGUUGGUGGGCCCGGACUUGUGCUGCUAUAAAUCAUCGAUUCCAUCACACUCGCAAACAUACCCUCAAUCUUCCUUUCAAAUGCCUAACGUCAGACUACUGUUCGCGCUUGCGCUAUUCUUCGCCGGAGCACAAUCUGUUCCAUUCAUCGUUUUGCAUGGUAUUGGAGAUGCAUGCAAACAUUCGGGCAUUAGAAACUUUAUUAAGGAACUAAGCAAGUGGUCUGGUUCACCAGGAUACUGCUUAGAAAUUGGAAAUGGAUCCUGGGAUUCUUGGACUAAGCCUCUAUUAAAACAGACAUCUAUUGCCUGUGAGAAGGUAAAGAAGAUGAGUGAUCUAGGUCAGGGUUACAACAUUGUGGGACUUUCUCAGGGCAAAGAUGUGGGCAACACAGCCAUAAACAGGAUCUCUGAUCCUUGAUUGUGCUUCAUAACAAAUGGUGAUGACCGUAUCAAGCCUCCUAUGCACUGGAAUGCUAAGAAGGAGCUUGGACACAUUGCUGGCCCCAAAAACCUUGUGCACCGCAGCAAAAUGGCUUGUACCUUGCUCCGAAUCAAAGUACGGAGCAAAGAUACAACCCGAAACACACUUUCUCCUUAAGAACUUGCAAGCUCCACAAGGGCUACCAGUACCACUACUACUACCACCACCACCACCUCCGUUACCACUACUCA